Messenger RNA from Plasmodium cynomolgi strain B, 4296 nucleotides. RefSeq lists its product as hypothetical. NCBI's taxonomy places the organism in Eukaryota, Apicomplexa, Aconoidasida, Haemosporida, Plasmodiidae. The coding region runs from base 1 to 4296 and encodes 1431 amino acids. The record is from RefSeq and is a predicted model, not a curated record. The transcript is spliced from 2 exons.
AUGAGGAAGAGGGGCAAGAAUGCCAAAAAGGGGGGCCCCAAAAUUGCUUCGCCUGGCACUUCGAACGCCGCAACCCCCGCUAACGCCGCAACCCCUGCGAACGCCGCAACCCCCGUUAACGCCGCCAACCCACAUGCCAACAUUCCCGGAGUCAACUUCAGCCGCAUAAAGAGCUCCUACUUGGAAGGGACGCUAAAGCUGACAAACGCAGAAAGCGUGAAACAAAAGUUAAAGAGAAAAAAUGAUGAACUGAAGGGAAUGGUCAGAGGGGGAGACAUCCCCGUGGUGCCCUGUGUGGGCAGCGUACUAUCAGUACAAAGCAUCCCAAGUGACCAUGAACGAGGGGGAGAAGACACUAAGGAGUUGAAACAUUUUGAGGAAUUCGAAAUUGUUCUAAGGGGAGGAGUGAUAGACGAGGAGGAGGUGGGUAGCAGAGAAGCUGAAGGACAAAAAUCCUCCUGCGUGGUGGAGAACGCCGUACCAUCGGAUGAGCAACUGUUUGUAUGCGAUAAGGCGCCGAGUGGGCGAGACAACGGAGAGGGAGAACAAAUAGAGGGAGGCGAAGAGGGGGAAGAAAUAGAUGGCGGCGAAGAGGGCGAACAGAUAGGUGGCGGCGAAGAGGGCGAGCAAAUAGAUGGCGGCGAAGAGGGCGAACAGAUAGGUGGCAGCCAAAAAGGCAACGUGUCCCACUUUUUUAACAAAACGAAGGAGGCGUACAAAUCGUUGAACCUCGACAAGUUGUUUCAGGUUAACAGUUUUAAUAACUCCCUGUGGGAUGAAGGUAUGGAGAGGAGGAAGCCAAACGGGGUGAGCGAAAAUGCACACAGAAGAAAGGAGGACAAGCUUAGCUUAGUGAAGACUAUCGAAAGGAAGUUGAAGGGCCAAAAUUCCUUCGUCAUGGAGAAUAUAUAUAACGCGUUUAGAGGCACCAUAAACGAUUUUAUAGACGUGUAUCUUCAGGGGGAAGACGAAGAGAUGGGCGAGGGAAGAAGCAAAGGGACUGUGAUGAGGAAGGAUACCACGAUUCGGAGUGUCGACCCUUUUCGACAUGGAGAAAGAGUUAACCUAAGCGAUGAACAUGGUUUGAAAAAAAUGUAUCAGAUGGACAGUGAUAUCUUCCUUUCUGGGGGAGAAAAAGAAAAAAUUCGAAUUGGGCAAAGUGGGUAUGCGAUGAAAAGGGAGGAUGACACAAAUGUAAAAAACUAUUUGAGCCAGUUUGGGGGCAGAAAAUUGGGUGGGAUCAGCCACAUGGGUGGGAUCAGCCACAUGGGGGGAAACACCAACUUGGGGGGGAAUAGCAACUCGUGGGGGAGCACCAACUUGGGGAGAAGCACCAACUUGGGGAGAAGCACCAACUUGGGGAGAAGCACCAACUCGGGGGGAAACACCAACUUGGGGGGAAGCACCAACUUGGGGAGAAGCACCAACUUGGGGGGAAACACCAACUCGCAUGACCAAACCAAGCGUUGCAAAAUCAAAAUGGGUGGGGCCAACCUACUGGAGGGAAGCAAUGUGAUGGCGGGUGCUAUGGCCUAUCUCAUGGGGGACACUCCCAGAUUGACGAAGGGAAGCUCAUCCAAACAGAAGAGUCAUGUUGUACACACGGAUAUGGACAAACAUAAACAGGUGGAAGAAGCAUACAGUGCUUACUACCCUGAGGCGGAGACAUUUGAAUAUUCAAGCAUCAUUUCUGAUUAUUUGUAUAACCGGAAAGGGUGGUCGGAGAGAAGAAAGGAUGAUGAUGGUCGUAUCCCUUCCACUGAUAAUAAUUGCGCGAAUAGGGAUGGUAUGAAGUAUGAGGUGCAUCCCUCGAUGAGUGACCAAAUGAGCAACGUGUUAGAUACGCAAGUGAAUGACAGAAGCAUAUUCGACAUUGCCCCCAUGACACACAAAUACAAAUACGCAUCGAACAUAAUACUUACGAUUAACAAAAUAAAGAAUGUCGAACGUGUAGUCGAAAUUAAUUUAAGCAUUACAGAUGUGCAAUUGAAAGUCCCAGGAAUGCGUAUCGAAAAUGUGAUAUUGCCAUAUAAAUAUGCUAGCGAUUUGUUAACAAUAAAAAUAAAAACGUUGAGUGAGGGAAAUGGGGGGGAAUACCAAAGAGUGAUACAUAAGGGGGAGGGAUUAGAUGGUCAUCAAUCUGGGGAAAACAAAACAAAAAGAGAUGAGACAAAUGAAAAAAAUGUUACAAUAAAAUGCUACUUUGUUUUCAUCCCAUUGAACCAUAUUAAGGAAGGAAUUGUAAAUAAAAGACUUAUCUUAAUCAGCUCAAAAAGGAAAGAAGAGUAUGAGAAGGAAGGGUUACUCUCGGAUACUCUUUACCUGAUAGAAUCUCAGAAGCUAAAUUGUGAAAAGGAAAAACAUAUGUACAUUUCUGUAAAGGUUUGUAAAAAUGGAGUUCAUUUUUUCCCUUGUUUGAAUCCCCAUCGAGAGGACAACCUGGACAGAAAUUACACAACAAGUGAAAAAAAAUUCACCAGGAAUGCAUUCGAACCUGUGUAUGUAUGUCUAUACAAUGAUGAAGUCGAUAGAGCGAUUGGGAGUAUACUGAAUGGAAGGGGACUAACCAACAAGGUAAGAAUAAACAAGUUAGUUGCAAAAGGACAUUAUAUGAUUAACAAUUUUGCCUUCGAAUUUUAUUUUAACAGUUCCAAUGUGCUCCUUUGUAGUCAUGGAGACAUCACAGAGGAGGCUGAAAAGAUGCUUAGUCAUUUUGGAAAAGAAUUCAUUCGUGUUGAGAGUUAUAUGGAUCUGUUUCCAAUACAUAUAUUUCCACCGUUGGAUGAUGUGCUAUAUUUGGACUUUAUUGAAAGGAAUGAAUUUUUACAAUUAAAAUUUAUUCUUCAUUUUUUAGCAAUCACUGAGGUUAUAUGUAUCCAUUUGUGUUCCCUCUUUGGUUUCCAUGUGGAUGUCCAUCCUCUCUUUCGGGAUCACUUGAAUGCAGUUAAAAUGGAUGAUGGGAGGGAGGAGGGGAACCGCUUCACUUUCCUAUACACUUCUUACGAGGAGGAUACGGAAUCGAAUGGCUACUUUCUAAAUUACACCAAGCCGUUCGUUUUCCGUUUCCAGGGUGAUGACAACACUUGGGACAACAACUGCAACCAGGAGGAGGAAAAAAAAACAACCACUCAGUGGAACGAAAACGACCUCUUCAUCAUAGACUACGCACGUAAGCAGGCCAUAUUUCUACACAACGCUAUAAAGAACCAUGGAGACAUUUUGAGUAUACCAAACUGUUAUGACAGGAAGAAGCGUCUUUUUUUUACUACAGAUAGCAGGAAGAAGAAGCAAUUUCAAAAUUAUUACAUGUCCAUUUUGAGAAGGUACAACUUGCUACUUAACAGGGAAAACCAUAGGGGGAAAUCGGCCCAAGUGAGGAUCCAACCAGGAGUUACCAACUGGGAAGAGAAAAUAAAAGGAGAAAAUCUACACAGGGGAAGUGGAGCCUUACGGGGGAAGACUCCCAAAGUUGAAAACGCAUAUAGAAGAAAUAUCACCGUAACGGGUCAGGCAAAAAUGGCGGAAGAGCGAAGUUUUGCGGGGGGUAACAAAACGAUAGGGGAGGAAUAUAAAUUAUCUAUGAGAGAGGAAACUACUCCUCUUGGGGAAAUUACUAACGAGAAGAAUUCAUUUUACAAUCUGAAAGAAUACAAAAAUUAUCAUUUCCAUGGAAAAAAAGCUGACCAAAUAACUCGUAUAAAUGGUAACUCAUUUGAAGACUUGGAUCGAGGGAGGGACAGCCAUGAAGAGAUGAGUACAAAUGGAUGGCACGUGAAUGCGAAGGGGAAAGAAUCCCAUGUUGGGGAACUGCCUCGUCUGCAUGAUGAUGAGAUUGCUUAUUAUAACAUGCAUAGAGAGGAUAUCCCGUUCAGUCUGGAGAGUGUCGAGUGGGACUUUAAUGACGACGAUGUCAACCCAGGAGAGCAUUCUGUGCAUGGAGGCUGUUCAAAUGGAUGCGGCAGCAGGGGGGGUGCCGGGGUGGAGGGGCAGACGGUCUCCAUUGCGGAGGUUAGGUGCGGCAGUGGCUACAACGAAGGGCACAGCGAAAGGCACAGCGAAAGGCACAGCGAAAGGCACGGCGAAGGGCACAGCGAACGACACAGCGAACGACACAGCGAACGGCACAGCGAAAGCUACGCCGAUCGGUUGGCCCUGGGACGAGAUGCGCGCCUGCCCGGGGCGGCGGACCAGGACUGGGUCGCUUCAAAGCUCUCCACAUCCAAAGUGUGCACCGAUCACCCGGACCAAGCAGCCAAGAAUUGCAAGCUGGUUAGGCGAAGUGAUAAUGAGGCGUAG